AUGCUGGAGACCAUCUUCGCCCAGUCUGGCGCGGUCAAGCAAGGCGAGAUCCACAAAUACGUCGAGGAAUUCAUGCGUGUGGUGAACAAAGAUAACAGCGGCUUGGUGUCGUUCGAAGAGUUCGUCGAGGCGCUGGAGAACGGCCUCAAGCUCGAGGUGGAGGUGUACACGCCAUGUAGACCCAAGGCCUCGGCUCUGGUAGCCAGACCGGAGCAUGGGCUGGCAGCUAUCAAUGCGAACGAGGACGAUGCGGGAGAUGCGAGCGAGAACGACGAGUCGAAGGUCGCUGACGUGAACCCUGGCGACAAGAUUCAGUCCAAACUUCCACCUUUGGGUGUGCAGGAAGCGAAUGUCAACAAUUCGCGAGCCGCGAUGCCGUCACGUGAGAGCUAA
Phytophthora infestans T30-4 is the source of this 393-nucleotide messenger RNA. RefSeq lists its product as uncharacterized. The transcript has a single exon. NCBI's taxonomy places the organism in Eukaryota, Oomycota, Peronosporomycetes, Peronosporales, Peronosporaceae. The record is from RefSeq and is a predicted model, not a curated record. Gene Ontology annotation, molecular function: calcium ion binding. Bases 1 to 393 code for a protein of 130 amino acids.